GGCCACAGUUUCGAGUGAAUCUGUGGUGCCAUGUGCUAUAAUGUGAACAUUAUUUCCGAGAUAAUUUCAGGAAAAUGAAUAACAAAAAUGAUGCCAAGUGGCGCCCCAUCAGCAUAACCAACCCUUCUAAUCGAUUGCGAAACACCAGGAACAUGCCACAAUGGGUGAAUAAAAGCGGAUCGGGUGGUCCCCCACCACCACCCAUACCAACAGAUGAUGCAAAAUCAAAAAUUUCCAAACAUGGAAAAUUUCCAGAACCGGACUAUGAAGUUAUUGAAUUUGGGCAAUAUUCCAAUGCUCCUUUAAUGAACAAAAACGGAAAUACAUACAAUGAUGGUUUGCACUGCCAACUAUGUGGUUCACCAGUACCAGCCCUUAAAUGUGAUCAAUGUGCACAAAUAUUUUGUCCUUCUUGUGAUGACAUGUUUCACAGACACCCCAAGCGACAUACCCAUAUCAGAAAGGCAAUCGAUCUUCGUCAUUCCCAGCCGUUGCUACCCCCGUUACCCCCGAAAGGAGAACCAGCUGUACCCCCCGUACCCCCGCCCAGACGCAGAAGAGCAGGGUCUGUAGGUCCAUCCCCAUGUCCCAGUCCAACACCUUCACGAGCAAAUCAGGGAAUAGGAUCGUUACUGAAAAAAGACAACUUGUUUUCAUUCAAAGAUAAGAUGGGAAGUCUUAAGAAGAUGAUGGGAUCAAGACCUUUGCCUCCCACUCCGCCACCGUCAAAUCACCCCUAUCCCAGGGCAUCACCUGAUAGAAUGAGUGUUUCGAGUCCUAGUCCAUCUCUGCAACAAAGAUACCGCCAGCACCAAAUGUUCAUGAGGGGCACGACACCGAAUUUAUCUUCGAAUUGCGACGAUUUUGAUCAGCAAAGCCGAAACAGCUGUUAUCCAGAUUCCGACAGGGACAGAUGGAGCCAAACAACAGGCAGACCUUUACAGAGGAAAUUCAGCACGUUCUCGAUACCACCAUCUCAAAAGCAUCACAGUGCCUCUGUUUUCGACCUGAACAACAUUCCUCACCAACAUCAACAUCACGGCUUUGUUCCAAUGCAACAGGCCCAUUCAACCGCCCAUCUGAACUACCCUCCGUGCUGCCAAGGUCAAAUGCCGCCGGAACAAUGGGGUACCUGGGGAGAACCCAGGAGAUCCGGUAGUAAUAUGAGCUUGAACAUGGUACCCGGUGCCUACCCUAUGAACCCCAUGUGGAUGGGAACCUGGCACGGUCCGCCUCCCUCCAUGUACCCAUACCCUAUGCCGAUGAAUCAAGUGGCUCACAACCAAUCAAGACCAGCAUCACCCACCCAGAGCGUCAAAUCAAGAAAAUCCACGUUGAGCAGGAAGAGCAGAAGGAAGUACAAGCACAGCGAUUCCGACGAAGAGGAUGACAGAAGAUCUACUUUCAGUUACCACGAUAGGAACGAGAGGAAGAGUUCCAGCAGCAGAUUCACCGAUAGGAAAAGAUCCCUGAGGGACCCUAUGUCCGCACCUCGGGAAGUUCAACGAAGGAACACCAUAGACUUGGUGGACAGGGUUUCGCUGAGUAGAGGACGUCGUAGCGUUGCAAAAUCCAGCGAUAGUGACGAUGAGUACCAAUCGGAAAGCCAGAAAGAAAUAAUAGAGGAAGAUUCGUCUGAAGAGGAACAUUUGGAUAAGCCUGUGUUGAAAGUGGAACCCGAAAUGUCCUGGGAAUGCGAACAUUGCACCUUCGUCAAUGAUUUCGACACCAAGAUCUGCUCGAUCUGCUGCAAAACCAGAACAGACGCUGCGAAAUCGGUCGAGCAACCUGAAGAGCCGAACUUUCUCUCUCCCAAGAACUUACCACCGUCCAAAUCCAAAAAGAAAGAACACAAGAUGCAAACCAGCGGAUCAUCGGACAACUACAGCAGAGACUGUAGCGAGACAGAGUCUCUGAUGAACAAACUGGGAAACCUGAAAAUGCCCAAAGAUGAGAUAAAGAAAGAGAUGGACCAGAAGAAAGGAGAAGAAGAUCUAGAAAUAUCGACCAGUGAAAUUGAGAAAGAAAACGUAGUGCCGAAUGUUGAUAAAAACGUUAGCAAAGACCAAGAAGUGUUCAGUAAAGUCUCACGCUGUGACGGAGUUUCGCAAACGCAAACUGUAAUAAGACAAUCGAGUUUGAAAAACAGUGAAAGUGAACCAAAGGUUAAAACUAUGAGUACUUCGACGUCUCCUCCACCUCAAGGCGCUGCCACUCAAACAUACGAGGAUGUCCCUCUGGUGUCCAUGGACAACGAUAAGAUUACUAGGAGUAGACCUUCGAGCAGGAACCUCAAGAGGAAUUUGCAAAGAUCUCGUUCUCUUCACGACUCUUCCAGGAAAGGUUCCCAGUGGUCACUUUAUAGGUCAUCCAGUAGACACUCAUUCACCACAGAUUCUCAGAGUUUACCGGGAAGUAGAGAACAUAGUCCCUCCCCUUUCGACUACCCUGAUAACGUCUACAUCGAAAGAACUUCACCAAGAGAUAGAAGACCCAUGGCUUCUAGAAGAUCUUCUAUAUCGGACGUGAGGAGACCGGAUGCCAGAAGGAGACCAUCGAGGGAUGUUUACAUGGAUGGUUCCAAGUCUUAUUCGAAAGAAAUUCGACCAGAUUUCGCCUCAGAUCUCAGCUUUCAAAGACACGAUACUUACAAAGCCCAAGGCAUGGAACUGGUGAAGCUUCUAAGGGAAGCGGAGCAAUACAAGUUCAGUGCAGACGAGGUCCAGAUAGCACUGAACCAAUGCAAAGACAUGAAUCCUAUAGAAUGGUUGAAGCAGAAUUGGAAGACUACGCUAACAAGCGUGGUAACUCUCGCUACUCAGAUGGGUCGAGAGAUGCCGAUGAACAUUAUCGGAACCAUCUCUGAGAAAGAGGCUCGUGAAGCUUUGAUCCUCCACAAAGGUGUCUUGUGGCCUGCUGUGACGGAGUGCGUUGAACAGAGGCAAAAGAAGUAUGCAGAAAUUGCCUCCAGGGGAGAUUACAGCAGGGAGGACAUAGUAACAGUUCUGACUGCCAAUCAUGGGGACUUGGAAACGGCUUACAGCGAGCUGAACAAGACCCAGCUGAAGCCGUUUCUGAUGAGGAUCUGGGGACCGCCUGUAGGCACUGAUAACGAGUCAGGUAACGAGGGGGUGCUGCUGGAGAAGGUGAGGGGUGAAGAAUUGGUCCAUAUGACUGCGGAAAAUAAAACGGCAGAUACAGCGGUGAGUCCUCUCUCAGAUUUAUUAGCGAUAACUCUACCCCCAGCCACCUCACAAGUAAGUACCCAACCAACCGUCGAACAAACACCACCCGGUAUAUCUCCUCCUCCACAUUCCACAUCGUCGUCGAACCUAACGGAAGAAAUCGCCUUGCUGGAAACUGAAAUCACCAAAAACCUGUUGGACCUCAACGAAUUCAACAGCAACAUCGAGAAAGAAAUCAGGAAUGGGGAACCGAAGACCAACAAAAACCACGCGAAAAAUAAAAUUUACGUCGAGAAAAGCAGUACGGUCAUACAAGUCCUCGAUAAUCCCGGUGAAGACGAAGGUGAAAGAAAAAAAGUUGACUCGGAAUCAGAGUCGGAAAUAAGUGACGACGAAAACAUAAACGAAGAAUUUUCGGAUGCCGUUGAGAAUUUUUUCGAGUUGGAGAAUAGUUUUUCCCCCGAUCAGAUUCUUCCGCAAAGGACAAGUGUUAGUACUUUGAAUAUCGUGUUAUCUAGUAACGCGGAAAGUCCUGUAAAUUUGCCUAAAUUGGUCCAAAACGAGGGGGAAGCUGAGGAAGAGAUCGUAGAAAGCAUUGCAAGGAUUAUACUAAAAAAAGAAUCGGCAGAGAAAGAAAACAAAUCAAAUGGGAAGAUAGGAACAACAAAACAAGAAACUACAGCGAAAGAAACAAUGAUCAGUGCCAACUCAAAUGAAUUGAAUGAAAGAUUACAAACCACAGAUACUGGAAAUUCUUGUACAGAAGGGGAAAUUCUAGCAGAGGAUUCCAAGAAUAAUAACGUGACCGAAAAUAUAGAAAGGGAUCAGAGUGAAACCGAUGCUUUGAAUGGUAAUGCCCAAAAGAGUGCAAUUAAAAUCCAACUUCCCCAAAAUUUUCAAACAGUAAUAACGACACCGAAAAUCACACUAAAAAACGAGGAAAAAUCAAUAGAUGCAGAUGAAACCGACACAAAAGUUCCAAAUAUAAAUGAGACUGACAAAAUAGCACAACCAACGAACUCAGUUUUGUUACUCGAAAAUGAACCAAAGGAAGAAAACAACAAUCAAGCAAUGUUGGAGCAAGAACAAAUAGAAAUUCCAACGAACACAGCAGUGAUCGAAUCCGACGAAUUUGAAACGCAACUAAAACAGCUUCCUCCUGAAAAACAAAACAUUUUACAUGCAGACUGCUCAGCAGAUUCACCAGCACCUGCAGAAGAGAAUAAGGAGAGUCAAGAAAAAAUUGAGAAGGUAGAAAGAGGUAACUCACAAAGUGACCUGAACGACAAAGAAACCCCAGACCAAACUUUAAGUGAAUCGGGAGAUAAAAAAGAUACAAAGAUGAAAUAUAAACGGUUUCUCAAACUAAGGUUGCCAAACGUUCGAACUAGAAGACCAGUUAGAACCCCUAAGAAAAAAUCGAGAAGCUUAGUGAGAAAAGCGUCUUUAUCCUGCGUUACAAAUUCUUCCGACGAUGAGAGUAGCUCUGAAAGUAACGUCAAUCCAUCGAAAACUGAAGAAACACACAACAGUCAAAUCCCUGUUUCGGGAGAAUUGCCAACUUCAGAAGGGAGAAUAAACGAUAAAGAAGAAAGAGUUGCUGAAGAGUCAGUGGAGAAAAACGUGCAAGAAUGUGAAGCCGAUAUUAUUGAGGAAAAAUCGAAAGGAGUUCCUGAUGCUGGUGAAGAGAUAUCAGGAUAUACAGAAAAACCUGAAAUUCAACCCACAGUAACAGGGGAAUCCGAAGAAAAGUUCAUAGAAGACGCAUGUGAAAUCAAUGCCCCUAAGGAAAAAACUUCGAGUCUAAAACGAAAAAAAGGUUUUCGAAAAAGGAAUAACUUGACGGUUAACGUGAACAUCAGUAAAUUAGCCAGAAUACAAGCUGGAGAGACUCCUGAACAAGGAGAUAAUGAUAAAUCCUGCUUCAUAACGCCGAAAGAUACAGAACCUUCCGAGGAAACAGCUGUUACUCAAAGCCAACCGAAAACCGAGAAGACUGAACCACAAGAAAAACUUACGAAGUCUCAGAAUCCACUCAUACCAAAAAGAUCGAAAAUACCGAUAGCUACUAGACAAAAUUCGAUACCAAAGCCUGAACCCAAACUGGAGAAGGAUGGAAACGUGAGCAAAAUUCCUGUAAAAGCAACGAAAGAUAAACAAACAGGUACCAACACGACCAACAAGGUACUGAUGAGAACAUCGAAAAGUGAACCUAAAGAUACCACAGCAAAGGAAAAUGUUGAGUUGUCAAGAGCCAGGAGUUUAACACCAAACGAUACGAAGUCUAACAAACCGGAAGCAGUGGAGAAACAACGAAGACAAAGACAAAAUUUCGCAUCGAACAAGAUGAGUUCAUUCGAGUCCACCAGCUCCAAACAAUACUCGUACACCAAAUCACUGGACAACGACAGCGAUUCUUCAGUCUCGGACAGCAACGUUGAGGAUCUCCUGGAGUAUUCGGACGGUGACAGCUACGAAGAAUUCGAAGAAGAAGAUUACGAAUCCACCAAUCAACCUACAUCGGACGACUACGAGCAAUUCGAGGAGAAAUUCAACAAGCUGAACGAGAAGCUAGAAUUGAAUCUGUCGGAGAUCAGUGCUAAGGUUGAAGAGCUGACGAGCAAUAUAAGUCAGCAAACCGAUGGAUACACGCCGAGUCACAGGUAUAUAGACGAUACCUGCGAGUCCGAAGAGGAACUCGUGGAUAGGGAUGUGGAAAUAGGAGAGGGCGGGGACGAUAGACUGAGAAAAAUGGAAAUUUUGAGCACCGAUUUUCAGGUGGAGUUCAGGCAGCCCACCGAGAGCGAGGAGAGGGAGCGACAGGCUCGGAGAUUCUUAGCAGAGAGACAGGUGAACAGCUAUCAAGAAGCUGAACUAGCUGCGAACCUCAUCGGUCUGAAAUUCUCGACUGAAGAAGCUUUGGAGGCGGUCAAAGAAUGUAGCACUCUCGACGCUGCCAUAGCCUAUUUGCAGCAGGAUUGCGAGCUAUGUGCUGGAAAAUAUCCCAUGAAUAAAAUUGUAUCGAUGCUGAAAUGUGUGCACAGAUGCUGCUUCGAAUGUGCCAAGAACUACUUCACAAUCCAAGUGACUGACCGAAGCAUCAUGGACUGCACCUGCCCCUUCUGCAAGCACCCGGAGUUGUCCAGCAACGAACUGUCUGAAGACGAGGUUUCGGACUAUUUCUCGAAUUUGGACAUCCUUCUCAAAGGGAUUCUGGAGACCCAGGUUCACGAGUUGUUCCAGCAGAAACUGAGGGAUAGGACGCUGAUGCAAGAUCCCAAUUUCAAGUGGUGCGCACAGUGUUCCUCAGGUUUUUUCGCUAAUCCGAGGCAGAAGAGACUCAUGUGUCCUGAUUGUAAGGCGGUGACUUGUGCGGAAUGUAGACGUCUGUGGGAAAAGCAACACGAAGGCAUCUCCUGCGAGAAAUUCGCAGAGUGGAAAGAGGCCAACGACCCAGAGAACCAACAGUCGGCGGUGGCGAAGCAUUUACAGGAAAACGGCAUAGAUUGUCCCAAGUGCAAGUUCAAGUAUUCGCUGGCCAAGGGUGGAUGCAUGCACUUCACCUGCACCCAGUGCAAGCACGAAUUUUGUUACGGUUGUGGAAAACCGUUCAUGAUGGGUGCGAAAUGCGGACUGAGCGCGUAUUGUGGUAAAUUAGGACUGCACGCCCACCAUCCGAGGAACUGCCUGUUUUAUUUGAGGGACAAGGAGCCGCAAGAGUUGCAGAAACUUCUGAAGGAUCAUAAGGUAGCUUUCGAUACUGAAUCCAAGUCGAACAGAGAAGAUGCGUCGUCAAGAUUGAAAUGUUGCAUUCCCCUUCAAAGGGAAACUCCCAAUGGACUGAUAGACACUGUUUGCAGCAAUGAAGUACUGGCAGGACAGGCUGGAUUGUGCAAGCUUCACUACAUCGAAUAUUUAGUUGGGCUCAUUGGCAGGCACAAAUUGGACCCCGUUACAAUAUUGGAUUUGGCCGAAGUUAUUCAAGAACUUCGCAGAAGGGGAAAAGAGCUACCUGAACGGUCGCCGUCUUGCAAUGAUCAACAAUAUAAAGAAAUUUGUGUGAAGAUCGUGAUGGAGCAAAUACCACUGGAUUGAUGCAGCAAAUCGAAUAGUCCCGUUUAUUCCAAGUGAUCACUUUCCUGGUCGAUUUUUAUUUUUUUUCAUAAACAUAAUAAUUUAACAAUAUUUCCAAAUAAAUUGUCUAUUGAGCAAUAUAUACAUAUAUAAAAAUAAAA
Messenger RNA from Coccinella septempunctata (seven-spotted ladybird), 7420 nucleotides. RefSeq names its product E3 ubiquitin-protein ligase lubel (gene LUBEL). Gene Ontology annotation, biological process: protein linear polyubiquitination. The transcript is spliced from 23 exons. The coding region runs from base 75 to 7280 and encodes 2401 amino acids. Gene Ontology annotation, molecular function: zinc ion binding; ubiquitin protein ligase activity; K48-linked polyubiquitin modification-dependent protein binding. Gene Ontology annotation, cellular component: LUBAC complex. The record is from RefSeq and is a predicted model, not a curated record. Lineage: Eukaryota; Metazoa; Arthropoda; Insecta; Coleoptera; Coccinellidae.